CCUGUUUAUUGUUCGUCCCCAAACCUCCCAUUCCCUUCGUCCUCCGGCCGCCGAACGCAAACCCCGCCCAAAACCCUAGAGCCCCCGCCAUGGACGCCGCCGCGCUGGAAGCCCUGAUCCUGGACCUCCACGCCAUCGAGGCCGUCAAGCUGGGCUCCUUCGUGCUCAAGUCCGGCAUCACCUCCCCGAUCUACCUCGACCUCCGCGCGCUCGUCUCCCACCCGCGCCUCCUCUCCUCCAUCGCCUCCCUCCUCCACGCCCUCCCCUCCACGCGCCCCUACGACAUCCUCUGCGGCGUCCCCUACACCGCGCUCCCCAUCGCCUCCGUCCUCUCCGUCGACCGCUCCGUCCCCAUGCUCCUCCGCCGCAAGGAGGUCAAGUCCCACGGCACCGCCAAGGCCAUCGAGGGCUCCUUCCGCGCCGGCGACACCGUCCUCAUCAUCGAGGAUCUCGUCACCAGCGGCGCCUCCGUGCUCGAGACCGCCGCGCCGCUCCGUGCCGAGGGGCUCGUUGUGUCUGACGCCGUCGUCGUCGUCGACCGCGAGCAGGGUGGGAGGGAGAACCUGGCCGCCAAUGGGAUCACACUGCACUCGCUCAUGACCCUCACGGAGGUGCUCGCCGUGCUGCUGAAGCAUGGGAAGGUGAGCGAGGAGAAGGCGGGGGAGGUGAAGCAGUUCCUUGAUGCAAACAGGAAGGUCACGGUGCCUGGUUCCGCCGUUAAGCCCAAGGUGGUUAGGAAGGGGUAUGCUGAGAGGGCAGGGUUGACAAAGAACCCAAUGGGAAGGAAGCUGUUCGAGGUGAUGGAGGCUAAGCAGAGCAACUUGUGUGUUUCCGCGGAUGUUGGGACGGCAAAGGAGCUCCUUGAGCUUGCCGAUAAGGUUGGCUCUGAGAUUUGCAUGCUGAAAACCCACGUUGAUAUCUUGUCUGAUUUUACACCUGAUUUUGGAUCCAAGCUUCGCUCGAUUGCUGAGAAGCACAACUUUUUGAUCUUCGAGGACCGCAAGUUUGCUGACAUCGGAAACACAGUGACAAUGCAAUAUGAAGGUGGAAUAUUCCGCAUAUUAGACUGGGCUGAUAUUGUUAACGCGCAUAUAAUUCCUGGACCUGGAAUUGUUGAUGGCCUGAAGCUUAAGGGUUUGCCAAAAGGAAGAGGGCUACUUUUGCUUGCUGAAAUGAGCUCAGCUGGCAACCUUGCUAAUGGAGAUUACACUGCAGCAGCUGUAAAGAUCGCUGAGCAACAUUCUGAUUUUGUAAUUGGAUUUAUAUCAGUAAAUCCCGCGUCUUGGUCGGUCGCACCAUCAAGUCCCGCGUUUAUCCACGCCACUCCCGGAGUGCAGAUGGUUUCUGGAGGAGAUGCUCUUGGGCAGCAAUACACCACUCCUUACUCUGUGAUAAACGAGCGAGGCAGCGACAUAAUCAUAGUAGGCCGUGGGAUCAUAAAGGCCAGCGAUCCGUACGAGACCGCGAGGGACUACCGCAUCCAAGGGUGGCAGGCGUACCAAUCCAGCUUGCAAUGAAGAUGAAGAUGCUGCUCCUCAAACACAUCCAGUGUAAAACCUAAACUAUACUUAUUGAGGCGCCCCCUGCCCGACCGAUAUGUAAUAAGAGCGCGUGCCCGUUUCGGCGAGCACCGUUUUCAGAAAUAAUUCCGCAAUGCCCAAGUUUGGCAUGAACUGCUUUGCAGGUUCCUUGUUGCUCAUGCCUUUGGUUGCUUGGGCCUUGUCUUUUGAACUGUGAUGAUGAUGAUACAUGUGCUUGAUCGAGACCCCCACCAUUGCUCGGCGGUCAGCUCGUGGAGCCCCAAUCCUUUUCCUGUCUCUUGGGGUCAGUUUCAGAUGAAUUUUUUGUGUUGGUGACAAUGCAUACAACGAAGAACCUGGUUUGAUAUU
Molecule: messenger RNA, 1889 nt
Organism: Brachypodium distachyon (stiff brome)
Lineage: Eukaryota; Viridiplantae; Streptophyta; Magnoliopsida; Poales; Poaceae
Product: uridine 5'-monophosphate synthase
Exons: 6
Coding region: 90-1517 (475 amino acids)
Biological process (GO): 'de novo' pyrimidine nucleobase biosynthetic process; 'de novo' UMP biosynthetic process
Molecular function (GO): orotate phosphoribosyltransferase activity; orotidine-5'-phosphate decarboxylase activity
Source: RefSeq, a predicted model, not a curated record